AUGAUCACCGCUGACGAAAAGGCGCGGGCAAACGACUUUUUGUCCUUUGUCAACGCUUCUCCAACCCCGUUCCAUGCUGUGGCAUCUGCAACCAAACGCUUCACCGACGCCGGAUUCAAGGAGAUCAAGGAGAAAGACUGCUGGUCAGACGUUUGCAAGCCUGGAGGCAAGUACUAUGUCACCCGCAAUGGCUCUACCAUCAUUGCAUUUGCUGUCGGUAACAAGUGGAAGCCUGGCAACUCAAUUGCAAUGAUUGGUGCCCACACGGACUCUCCAUGCUUGAGAAUCAAGCCUGUUUCCAAGCGAACCAACGAAGGUUUCCUCCAGAUCGCUGUAGAGCCCUACGGAGGUGGCAUAUGGCAUACAUGGUUCGACCGCGAUCUCGGUAUCGCAGGUCGUGUGAUGGUAAGACAACAGGAUGGCACCAUUGCCUCCAAACUGGUCCACAUUGAUAAGCCAAUCCUCCGUAUUCCAACUCUGGCUAUUCAUCUGGACCGCACAGAGACCUUUGCCUUUAACAAGGAAACCCAGCUUGUUCCAAUCUGCGGCAUGGUAGCUGCCGAGCUCUCCAAGACCAAUGAUAGCCCCAAACCUGAGGAUUCAGGAGACUCGGUAUCCCCGUUCAAAAAGAUCACUGAGCGCCACCACCCUUGUUUGAUCGAGCUCCUGGCCUCCGAGCUCUCUGCCAAACCGGAUGACAUUAUUGACUUCGAGAUGCUUCUAUACGAUACCCACAAGUCAUGCCUUGGUGGUAUGAUGGACCAGUUUAUCUUUUCCCCGAGACUUGAUAACCUCAACUCCUCCUUCUGUGCCACCGUUGCUCUAGUCGAGUCUCUUGCGAAGCCCUCGGCCCUGGAGAACGAGACUGCCAUCCGCCUGGUCGCCCUCUUCGACCACGAAGAAAUCGGAAGCAGAACCGCUCAGGGUGCAGACUCAAACAUCCUCCCAGCCAUCAUCCACCGUCUGUCCAUGCUUCGCGUUUCUGGCAGCAAUUCCGACGAAGACCUCUCUACUGCAUAUGAACAGUCUCUUUCCACCUCCUUCCUCGUCUCUGCAGACAUGGCUCACGCCGUUAACCCAAACUAUGCCUACAAAUACGAGUCCGAGCAUAAGCCAGAAAUCAACAGGGGACCAGUCAUCAAAGUCAAUGCCAAUGCCCGCUACGCCACCAACACUCCAGGAAUUGUGCUGAUGCACGAGGUUGCUCGCGCGGCCGUUGCAAAGAGUGAUAUUUCCUCGGAUUCUAUCGUACCAAUGCAGUUGCUGGUUGUUCGCAACGACUCUAGCUGCGGCAGCACCAUUGGGCCCAUGCUUUCAGCCGCUCUUGGUUCAAGAACCCUCGACUUGGGAAGCCCACAGUUGAGCAUGCACAGUAUUCGAGAGACGGGUGGAACAAAGGAUGUUGCCCUUGCAACGCGACUCUUCACCAGCUUCUUCGAGAACUACACCGCCUUGGCACCUAAAAUCCUCAUUGAUUAG
Microsporum canis CBS 113480 is the source of this 1479-nucleotide messenger RNA. RefSeq names its product aspartyl aminopeptidase. Gene Ontology annotation, molecular function: metalloaminopeptidase activity; zinc ion binding. The record is from RefSeq and is a predicted model, not a curated record. The transcript is spliced from 6 exons. Gene Ontology annotation, cellular component: fungal-type vacuole. Bases 1 to 1479 code for a protein of 492 amino acids. NCBI's taxonomy places the organism in Eukaryota, Fungi, Ascomycota, Eurotiomycetes, Onygenales, Arthrodermataceae. Gene Ontology annotation, biological process: proteolysis.